AUGGCCGACAAGGACCAUCCUCGAACCUCAUUCACCGAAGACGUCGAUGAAAGGCAGCUGUCCAAGGGGGGCAUAGGGCCGCCCCUAAAACCAGCCUCUCUGGCCGCACUUUCAGAAGAAGAAUGCGCCAAAAUCGGUCGGAGGGCGACAUUGAAGCUGGAUGCCAUGAUCAUGCCGUGCAUGGUUAUCAUGUAUGUCUUCAACUAUCUCGACCGACAGAACAUCGCCGCGGCAAAACUCGCGGGCAUCGAAGACGACCUCAACAUCUCGGACGUGGAAUACCAGACCUGCGUCCCCUCGAAUAUGAUCGUGGGCAAGAUCCGGUGGCCUGGUAUCUAUAUCUGCAUUGCAAUGGCCAUCUGGGGCCUCGUCUCAGCCCUUACUGCUGUAACUCAUAGUUCAGCUGGGCUUAUGGCGUCUCGUUUCUUCCUCGGGUUUAUAGAGGCGGUCUUCUUCCCCGGUGCUUUGUUCUACCUGUCUCUAUUCUACACCCGAAAGCAGUUUGCCCUACGGACGGCAAUCCUGUACUCAGGCUCGCAGCUCGGAAAUGCAUUCGGCGGUCUUUUCGCUAUUGGAAUCUUGGAGCUGGAUGGGAAAAACGGCAUUGCAGGCUGGCGAUGGCUCUUCCUAAUCGAAGGAGUGCUUACUAUCGGCUUGGCCAUUAUAAUCGGCUUUAUCCUCCCCAACAAACUAACAAGACUGAAAGGCUUCACGGUAGCAGAACAGGACUGGCUCGUGUGGAACUUCGAGGCAGACCAAGGACAGCAAGACAACGCAGACGAAAUCAGUGCGAAGAAGGGUGUCUGGAUGGCCGUGGUGGACCCAAAGACAUGGCUUCUCAUGUCAACCUUAUAUUCUAUUUACAUUGCAGGUGCCGUCAGCAACUUCUUCCCUUCGGUGGUUGCUACGCUGGGAUACGGUCGGAAUGAGACAUAUGCUUUGACUGCGCCUCCUUAUGUCCUCUGCGUGAUCGUUAUGAUAAUCAACGGGUUCCAUUCAGACAGGAAACAAGAACGAUACUGGCAUAUCGUAUGUCCAAUGGUAAUAUGCCUAGCCGCGAAUAUCAUUGCCGUCGCCACCCUGAACACAGUCGCACGAUACGUCGCAAUGAUGCUAAUGCCCGCCUCGUUCUACGGGGCCGCCAUCGUCGUCCUAUCCUGGAUAACCGCCUCGCUAUCCCAGCCCAGCGUUAAACGCGCGUCCGCAAUCGCCUUGAUCAAUGCAGUCACCAAUACUCCGAAUGUGUGGUGCUCCUAUCUCUAUGGCGCCCCACCCCGGUACUUGGCUGCCUUUGUGGUGAAUCUGGCUGCAUCAGCCAUGGCUAUUGUUGCAGCCACGGCAACCAGGGUUUAUCUCAGGCGCCAGAAUCAGAAACUGGAUAGUGGGGUUGAUAUUGGGCGCAGUGGACCCACGGCUGCUCAGAAGGCUGCUGGGUUUCGGUAUACUCUGUGA
This is a messenger RNA of Aspergillus puulaauensis, 1452 nucleotides long. RefSeq lists its product as uncharacterized. Gene Ontology annotation, biological process: transmembrane transport. The transcript has 8 exons. Gene Ontology annotation, cellular component: membrane. The coding region runs from base 1 to 1452 and encodes 483 amino acids. Gene Ontology annotation, molecular function: transmembrane transporter activity. NCBI's taxonomy places the organism in Eukaryota, Fungi, Ascomycota, Eurotiomycetes, Eurotiales, Aspergillaceae. The record is from RefSeq and is a predicted model, not a curated record.